CAUCGUUUCUCCCUGUCUGAGGUGCGAUACCACAAGUGGCUCUCUCGCCCACCUGCACAACCACCAACGCACACCAUCGCACGAGCUCGUACCAGGGAAUGGCUUCGCCUUGACUCUGCUUCCAAUACUGCGCACACAAGCCAGUCCGAGCUGCUGAGCCACUCUGAAUCGACUUCAGUGUCUCGCCUCCCAAAUGCUACUCUCAGAUUGUGUCAGUCGCGAGCACAAAGGCAUUUGCAGCUUCACGCCUCCACUGUCUCUAAAGUCGGGACUGAUCAAGCCGUCAGUCAUGACCAUGAAACCACCAGUGUGAACCCACUUGGAUCACUAUUGGUUUCUUCCUCAGCUUUUUCACCGCCAAUAUCACAAUCAUCCUCUGAACAAUCACCUAAGAGUGUUAACCCGCGUUCUGUGGGUCUCAUAGCUUCUGACAAUGAGGUGACUUUCUCAUAA
Protopolystoma xenopodis is the source of this 453-nucleotide messenger RNA. The record is from the annotation of a GenBank genome assembly. NCBI's taxonomy places the organism in Eukaryota, Metazoa, Platyhelminthes, Monogenea, Polystomatidea, Polystomatidae.